AUGCCCGCCCCUGCUGCUGCCUGCGGCAAGGAUGAAGUUGGCAGCUCGGCCUUGCCGCCGCUGGGGAAAGCACCUGCCCCAGCUCAACAGGGCGGGCGAGGGAAGAACAUACGCAUCACCCAGCCUGGCCCUGCUACCUGCAGGGCGUGGGUAAUCUUGGCCUCAGCCAGCCAUUAUUUCCAGCGCAUGUUCACAAGCUCCUUCAAAGAGUCAUGGGAACAGGAAAUUGUGCUCAGGGGUCUCUCGCCCUUUUGCCUCCAGACCCUCCUGGAUUUCAUCUACACAGGAAAACUGGUCUUCACUGCAGAACAGGCCGAAGAACUAUUCACGGCAGCUGGCAGACUUCAGCUCAUGCCUGCGUUGCAAAUCAUCAGCAGAUUCCUCAAGGAGAGCAUUUCCAUGGAGAACUGCCUGGAGUUGUACACGCUGGCCUAUUCACAUAACCACCGGCCUCCUCCAUCCGGGCCCAAAGCGUUUGCUCGUUUAUCAGCCUUCCGCGUUUGCGAAAGCCUGACUGUGGAAUCGGAGCUGACUGUGUACAGGGCCGUGCGCCGCUGGGUCCGGCAUGACCCUGGCGAGCGCCUCCUGAAACUUACAGAACUGAUGGCUCACAUCCGCCUUCCUCUGAUGACCCCAGAGGAGCUUGCUGAGGUCCAGGGUGACAUGGAAGGGUUUUGCCAGCCCGUGCAGUUGCCGGGGGAGGAGCUCAGUGAAGAGGAAAGGUUGAAAGCCAGCGGAGGACUGCGGCAGGGCAUGUACCAUGAAGGCGUGGUGUGCAUCGGCCUGCCAAGGUGGAGAGAGAUGAAUUCGGAGCAUGUGGAGCUGGAUUCUCACGUCCACUUUUUCGACCUUUCCUCUGAGCAAUGGGAGCAGCUGCCCGAGUUGAAAUCACUGACUUUCCCUGGGUGCGCCUCCAGGGGCCACAAACUCUACGUGGCUGGUGGCUGGUACUUAGACAAUUCCUGCUCGGACAAUCUGUUUGUAUACGAUGCGCUGUGGGGUCGCUGGUCCCAGCUCUCCUCCAUGUCUAUGGCUCGAGCGGGACAUGCGUUCCACUAUUGCAACAAUAAGCUAUACGCCGCUGGUGGUUGGGAUAAUACGGGGUCCCUCACAUCUGCGGAAUGUUUUGACUUGGAGCGAGAAGAAUGGGUCCCCAUCUCCAGCCUGCCUUUCUCCCUGGCCUCCUUCGCCUCCACACUGUUGAAGCGCAAACUGUACCUUAUUGGCGGAGAGAUGAACUUGGGAGGCCCUGACAUGCCAGUCCCAUUCCAGGGAUUUCUGGUUUAUGAUCUUGCAUCCAAAGCCUGGAACCAGAUCCUCAGGACCUUUGAAUUCUAUGAGGCGAGCGCCGUUGCCUUGGACAACUGGAUCUUCAUCGUUGGGGGACUGUCUGAAGACAAUGCCCACGGAGGGCGCCAAUUCACCGGAAGCUGUACCUGCCUGCUUGAAGAUGGCACAACGAACCAAGAUGUUCACGUUCCCCCUCUGCCCAUCUCAAUCUCUUAUCCAGGUGUCGCUCGCUGGCGGAAGAGGAUUUAUGUCUUUGGUAGCAACUGUAACGACUGCUGUUCCAGUGGUAUUCAUUACUGGGAGCCAGGCUUCCUGAGAUGGACCCAGUGUGGAGCGAGUUUACCUGAUCCCAAUUACGGGGCGUUUGGAUUUGGUUGUACAGAGCUGAAGGUGCCCAGGAAAAAAAUCCUCUCUCUGUUUCAGGCAAGGUCUGCCCCAUCUCAGUAG
Molecule: messenger RNA, 1737 nt
Organism: Sphaerodactylus townsendi
Lineage: Eukaryota; Metazoa; Chordata; Lepidosauria; Squamata; Sphaerodactylidae
Product: kelch-like protein 12
Exons: 4
Coding region: 1-1737 (578 amino acids)
Molecular function (GO): protein binding
Source: RefSeq, a predicted model, not a curated record